This is a messenger RNA of Bombus impatiens (common eastern bumble bee), 2239 nucleotides long. RefSeq names its product longitudinals lacking protein, isoforms A/B/D/L. The record is from RefSeq and is a predicted model, not a curated record. NCBI's taxonomy places the organism in Eukaryota, Metazoa, Arthropoda, Insecta, Hymenoptera, Apidae. The transcript has 10 exons. Gene Ontology annotation, molecular function: protein binding. Gene Ontology annotation, biological process: regulation of transcription by RNA polymerase II. Gene Ontology annotation, cellular component: nucleus. Bases 217 to 2193 code for a protein of 658 amino acids.
UCUCCCCAUAAGAAGCACACUGUUUCCGAGCAUCCCGGCUAUCCCCUCGCAGAGCGGGUCGAUCGUUACGCGUAGAAGUACGGCCAUUGUGUAAAAAGAAGCCACGGCGCUCGGAUAGUGUACGCUGAGGACAAGACGUGUAGUUUUUUUCCAAGUUUUCCUCUUGUGAUAUUUAGAUUGUGCCAAUAUAGUAACGAGGGAACGAAGCCAGAAAGAAUGGAAGACGACCAGCAGUUCUGCCUUAGAUGGAAUAAUCAUCAGAGUACAUUGAUCCAGAACUUCGACACGCUUCUCGAAAGCGGGACGCUUGUCGACUGCACAUUGGCAGCUGAGGGGAAAUACCUGAAAGCCCAUAAGGUAGUUCUGUCUGCGUGCAGUCCUUAUUUUGAGGGGCUCCUCAGUGAACAUUAUGACAAGCAUCCUGUCUUUAUACUCAAAGAUGUUAAGUUUAAAGAAUUAAAAGCAAUGAUGGACUAUAUGUACAGGGGAGAAGUAAAUAUCUCCCAAGACCAAUUGGCAGCACUCCUUAAAGCUGCCGAGUCUCUGCAAAUUAAAGGUCUAUCGGAAAGUAAAACAAGUGGUAGCAGUAAGACGGAUUCUAGGCAACAAAAGGUCGUUCCGCAAACAUCACAGCCCGACAUUCCAAUUUCGUCUUCCGGUCUUACGAUAGAAAAGAACAAAGUUCCUAGGCAGGGUGUGUCGCAAGGUCCCCUGGGGGAUUUACCUGAAGACUCUGCCAGUCCUCAAAUACCGAAGGGUUUGUCCUCUAGGGAAGGUUCCCAAAGUCCCACAUCAAGGAAAAGAAAAAGAUUUAGACGAAAAAGUAUAGGUGAUGAUAAUUCAGUAGAAAAUCACGAAGCUUCGAAUUCAAGUGACAUGCCUCAACAAAUGGGCGUCCCUGCGCUUGGAAUUGCACCCGUAGCAGAUGAAAAAUCACAUGCAGACCCCACAGAUUCCAUUGGCAGGUCAGCCUUAAUGACGCAGCUGACGAAACCUGCCGAUGAAAUGUUACAGUUGCCGCUAGAAAAGCCCGAACCAAGUGAUAAUCUCAUUGAACCAAAGUCUGAAUAUCUCGAAGAUCCAGAAGAAAGCGUCGAAGAUCUGACGCUGGAUGACGACAUGAAUGAUUUGAACGAGAUGGAACAAGAUAACAAUAGAGCCGGCCCAUCCCACGACCCCUCCCAGCAUCCUGCAGGUAUAGGUGCGUGGCACGUUACCGGUGACCGAAGUAACGCGGGAGGAGUUGUGGGCUCGGUGGCAGGAGCUCCCGGAACGACAGAUGAAGUCUUUCUUGCAGCACAGGAGGCCGCGCAGGCCCAUCGCGACUCUCAAGAUUACGCGAAAAUGAGGUUCUACGUGAGUCGAUUGCCCAAGGAUCGAAGGAGGUCGCGCGGACAAGGGCGAUUCGCCUGCGACAAUUGCGAUCGCCGUUAUCACCAAAUGAAGAACCUGCGCAGACACGUGAUAAACGAAUGCGUGGAGUCCCAGUAUCCUGCGAUUUCGGUAUUCAAGCAUACCUGUGCCACCUGCGGCAAAACGUACAAGCAUAAGCAUCAUCUGAAGAGGCAUCACGAUUUCGAAUGCGGCAUCGACCCAAAGUUCAAAUGCGCUUUCUGCCCACAUAGAACACGAUACAAGGAUAGCCUGAUGAAGCACAUACUGGCCAGACAUCAGCAUUUUCUCGAUCAGAAUCCUCGUUAUAGAUUGCAACAGGUGGACGCCCUUGCCGAUGUCGAGGACACACAGAAAUACAGCUCCUCCAAUUGGACGGUACUGGCGUUGCCGACAUUGACACCGGUUAAUACCGCCCUGUACACCAGGCACCUGCGGUCCAUGACAUUUAAGGGCGAUCAAGACAAGAUGCGCCGAUAUGGCCCGAGGAAAUACCUGUGCACCGAUUGUAAUCGAAAGUUUGCGUUGAUGGCCUCGUUGAAACGCCACAGAACCUUCGAGUGUAACAAACGAACGGCAAUGAGCGAAAAGAUCGUUAGGGAGAGAUUGAACGAACAGGAGAGAAGAAGGAAGAAAAAGCACACUUGCCCCAACUGCAAUCGUAGCUACAAGUUGUUCACGUCGCUCUGGAGGCAUCAAAACUACGAGUGCGGUGUCGAACCCAAGUUUAGUUGUCCCAUUUGCAAGAAUAGAUUUUCUCAAAAGGCCAACCUCGAACGACACGUUAGAACGAAGCAUUGAACGUCGUCGUCGAACCUCUUUUCCUCUCCUUUUGUCGAUAGAUGAA